CACCAUCGAUUCGUGGCGGACAGCAAAGACAAGGAACCAGAAGUUGUCUUCAUCGGGGACUCCUUGGUCCAGCUAAUGCACCAGUGUGAGAUCUGGCGGGAGCUCUUCUCUCCUCUGCACGCGCUUAACUUUGGCAUUGGUGGGGACAGCACACAGCAUGUACUCUGGCGGCUGGAGAAUGGGGAGCUGGAGCACAUCCGGCCCAAGAUUGUAGUGGUCUGGGUGGGCACCAACAACCACAGCCACACAGCCGAGCAGGUGACAGGUGGCAUCAAAGCCAUUGUACAACUUGUGAACAAGCUGCAGCCCCAGGCACGGGUGGUUGUGCUGGGCCUGCUUCCAAGGGGCCAGCACCCCAACCCACUUCGGGAGAAAAACCGACAGGUAAACGAGCUGGUCCGGGCAGCGUUAGCUGGCCACCCCCGAGCCCACUUCUUAGAUGCAGACCCUGGCUUUGUGCACUCUGACGGCACCAUUAGCCACCAUGACAUGUACGAUUACCUACAUCUGAGCCGCUUGGGGUACACACCUGUUUGCCGGGCCCUGCACUCCUUGCUUCUUCGACUCCUGGCCCAAGACCAGGGCCAAGGCACCCCUCUGUCAGAGACCACACCCUAAGUGUCUUUCCUUCCCAUGACAUUAAAUUCUUUUCCUCCUCC
Molecule: messenger RNA, 659 nt
Organism: Cricetulus griseus (Chinese hamster)
Lineage: Eukaryota; Metazoa; Chordata; Mammalia; Rodentia; Cricetidae
Source: RefSeq, a predicted model, not a curated record